AUGGCUUUCCGAAGAAAUCCGCCGCCACCUCCACCACCUGAUCCAUUUGCACCACCGCCUCCACCUCCACACCGUGGCCAUCCGCCUCCACCACCACCGCGGCCUGAAUUCUAUCCUCCACCUCCACCGCCACCUUAUUAUCCACCUGGUCCUCCACCCCCACCUUACGCGCCAGGCCCUCCACCGCCUGGUCCUCCUCCACCACCCUACUCAGACCCCUACAGGCCACCACCCCCUUGGGGUCCUCCUCCUCCUCCUCCACCCUACUGA
This is a messenger RNA of Prunus armeniaca (apricot), 270 nucleotides long. NCBI's taxonomy places the organism in Eukaryota, Viridiplantae, Streptophyta, Magnoliopsida, Rosales, Rosaceae. The record is from the annotation of a GenBank genome assembly.